AUGUCUGCCAAAGCCACCAUCAACACCAGUACGGGUAGUCACUCCGUGGACCCGUACAAGUCGCAGAACUUUGAGGACACGCCACUGCCUCAGAAGGUGGAAGAUCUUGUGGACUUUAUUUCCCAGAUCAAAUUUGGCAUGUUGACGACGAGACAAUCUGAGGGCGAGUAUCUGACUUCACGAUGCAUGGCGCUUGCGGGGAAGGAGCACGGCGGCAUUGACCUCAUCUUCCAUACCAACCUCUUCUCUGGCAAAACUAUGGAUCUCACUGUCCACCCACAAGAAACCAACAUGUCUUUCUUGGAUCCCAUCACCGGCGCCUGGGCUUCGAUCUCCGGUACUGCUUCUGUUGUUGCCGACAAAGAAACUGUGCAGAAAUAUUACUCACCUACGCUGAAGGCGUGGCUUGGCGACAUGGGUGAUGGUGUCCAUGAUGGCGGACCGACGGAUCCGCGGAUCGGGGUGAUCAAGCUGGAAGCUAAGCUGGCCACACAUGUGGUUGCGAAAAAGGGCAUGGUUGGGCGAGCCAUCGAGACUGUCAAGGGGGCAGUCCAGGGCGAAGUGCCUUCCGUCAAUAGCAUUCGCGAGCUGAAUUUGGAGGAGCUAGCAGAAUGGCGCCGUACUCACCAGUAA
Molecule: messenger RNA, 633 nt
Organism: Penicillium macrosclerotiorum
Lineage: Eukaryota; Fungi; Ascomycota; Eurotiomycetes; Eurotiales; Aspergillaceae
Product: blue light-inducible protein Bli-3
Exons: 3
Coding region: 1-633 (210 amino acids)
Source: RefSeq, a predicted model, not a curated record